Molecule: messenger RNA, 1194 nt
Organism: Microthlaspi erraticum
Lineage: Eukaryota; Viridiplantae; Streptophyta; Magnoliopsida; Brassicales; Brassicaceae
Source: the annotation of a GenBank genome assembly
AUGGAUCUCAGCAUUGAACACAAGGCACUCCUCCAGGAGAUGAUGCUAUUUCGAAUCGAGCGAUCGGCGGUGACUUUGCCACCGGAAUCUUCAGACGCAGGAUCCUUUGGCAGUGGCAACACAGUAGCCUCGAAUCCUCCUGAAAGUCAAAAGCCUCCUUUCGGAUUUAUGGCGGAAGAGGAUCCAAAUAUGGCUAAGGCUAAUGAUUGUUUACUUUUCAAUCUUGAAGAUUUUGUUUCUGGUUACAUGGGACGUCCCAAGCAUCUUCGAAUUUACCAUUUGCUGACCAACAACAUGUUGGAUGAGGAUGACGAGAUCAAAGCCUUGAAGAUGCUCUUUGAUGGGCUAAAGAAGACACUGGACAGGAGCUUCCUCUAUGACGUGUCUAUCCGAAUCCGUGGCCGACUUGGAGAUGAAUAUUCUGUGACACCCGAGAUGCGACACAAGAUGAUGGAGGAGUACGAUAAAGAAUAUGCCCGCAAAACUUCUUACUUGGAAGUUACGAAGCUGAAUGUCUUUAAUGAGAACUGGAUUGCCAAUAAUCAAGGUCGGGAGUUUAAUCAGGUGGUGCAAAUAGAGAAGGAAAAGGCGGCACUCAGUCUAGGAAUCUUCUUGUACGAAAAUGGACAAGCACAUGAAGCUUACGAAGUCCUUCAAACGAUACCAGUCACCCUUAGACUUAUGCUUGUGGCAUUGGAGUGUGAACUCUUUGACGAGGUCAUCCGCUUAUCUCUUGAGCGACCCGAUGAUGAUGUUGAGGGUGAGUACAUUUUUAGGAGCGACGACUUCUUCGCUGACCUAUGUCUUCGGGGGUUGGCAUACAUGUCAAUAAAAGAAUAUAACAAGGCAGCAUGUGUGUUUUUGGAGAUAAUAAGACACUCUGAAAAGUGGAAUUUGAGAAACUACAGGUUUAUAUUGAUGAGCUGGGAUGAUAUAUACAUGUUCUCCACGUGGCUUGUGACAGCAACCUUGAGCAAUGAGGACAUAGUAGGAGGUUGGUAUACGUUUGCAAAGCACAGCUGUCAACUACCAGUACAGAUUUUUCUUAGAAUCGUACAUUGCAAGGGAGUACUCAGUUUGCUUAGCCUUUUUGGAAGCACAAAAAUUAACGUCUAUCUUCAUGAUCACGUUGAGGAACUAUUCAAGCUCAUCAAAGAGAAGUGUAGCGUUGGAGGAAAGGAGGAAGAGUUUUGA